This is a messenger RNA of Sesamum indicum (sesame), 1596 nucleotides long. Lineage: Eukaryota; Viridiplantae; Streptophyta; Magnoliopsida; Lamiales; Pedaliaceae. The record is from RefSeq and is a predicted model, not a curated record.
AUGACGCCAGAUGAGGAGGGUGGGGAAACCCCAUGCAAGAUUGAUGUUGAGUAUGAAUGGCUCCCCCCUAAAUGUACAGGAUGCCUAACACUGGGUCACUCGGUUAAGGAUUGCUCGAUGAAAAAAACUCAGAAACAUACAAAGCCGCCGGUUAAAGUGUAUGUACCUAAAACCACUGUCCCUCCUCCACCUAAACCCAAGGAGCAACAAAAGAAACAUGAGUUUGUAGUUGAGGUGGAUAAAGUACAAAAGAAAAAUCAUGGUGUUGAACAGGAAGAACGAGAAACGUCAUCACAUAAAGAGAAAGUAUGGAACGUCCGGGGGCUGAAUAAAAGAGACCAUCAGCUUGCAGUAAAGGAGCUAGCCUCGAAAUACAGGUUACAUUUUAUUGGCAUAUUAGAAACCCGUGUUCGUAUCAAUAAUGCUUUGAAUAUUCAGUCGUUUUUGCUUCCUCAUUGGAAAUGGUUUGUUGAUUAUGCAUCUGUGGGUAACCGUAUUUGGGUAGCGUGGGAUGCAAAUAUAUUGGCACGUGAACACUCGGACGAGCCCUGGCUGGUAGGGGGGGACUUCAAUGCAGUCAGGGAUCUCAGUGAGGUCUGUGGUACGUCGGGAGAUAUAAGGGUGGCGAUGGAGGAAUUUAAUACGUGCCUACAGAAUACUGCGCUUUUACCAUUACCGAUGCAGGGUGAAUGGUACACAUGGCAUAAUCGAAGUGCUGGUCCUCGCACCAUGUGGAAGCGACUUGAUCGUAUACUAACCAAUGAUACAUGGACUAUGCGGUUUCCAUCAGUGUUCUAUCAAUGCCUCACACCACGGACAUCGGAUCACUCGCCGAUGGUGAUUAAUGGGGAUAAUCAGCAGCGAUUUGGAGGUAUGUUCCGGUUUGACAACUUCCUUACUCUCUCACCAGAUUUUAUUCCUACCGUGCAGAGUAUAUGGCAACAUCAAAUAAUGGGAGUGCCUAUGUUCUCAGUCACCCGCAAGCUCAAGGCACUCAAACCUCUUUUGCGAGAAAAGAGGAGAAAAAAAGGGGAUAUCUCCCAUAAUGUUGAGCUGGCAAGGGAGUUCCUGGAGCAGGCCCAGAUAUUGGUAAGCUCGCACAGACAGGAUGAGCUAUUUCUUCUGUUGGAGCACUGCAGUCGGCUUGUGUAUGCAAAGGCGGCCGAAUUGGAGAAGAUCAUGCUACAGCAGAGGGCAAAGAUGGAAUGGAUGAAGGGUGGUGAUCAGUGUUCCAGAGUAUUCUUUCGUAAAAUUGCCCAAAGACGGACAGCUAGACGAAUCUUGCAAAUUAAUGAUGCCCAAGGAAUUACAAUCACGGAACCAAAUGCAAUCAUACUUGAAUUUAUCUCCUACUAUCAAUCCUUGCUAGGGGGAGACAGGCGUCAGAGGGUGAUGGACCUUCGGUUUCUUAGGCCUUGGGCGAGGCAUAUCAUAACAACUGAGGAGGCAGGCCACCUACUGGAACCAUUCAGUGCAGAGGAUAUAAAAAAAGCUAUUUUCGACAUCGGCGAAGCACAUCAUCAAUAUAUCCUACCGAUGCCUGCUAGGAUCUUUUGUUUACCAUAUUUGGAGGGAGAGAAACCUAAGACGGUUUGA